GCACCAGUAGAAACUUCCGGUGAGGUAAAGCGCUGUAGGAGAGCGUUUGCUGUUUUUGUGAAGGUCGACAGUGUUGCUUAAUAACCAUGCAUCUGCAAAAGCCAGUGAUGAGGAGGUUGUUGUACAGGCGCAUGAGGUUUCAUCUGCCCAUUGCUUUUACUUUGGGCAUUGUCGCAGCUGUUCUGUUCAAGUACAGAGUGGCAGAACCCAGGAAGAUGGCUUAUGCUGAAUUCUAUAAGAAUUACGAUCACGAAAAAGAGUUCAACACCAUGAGGGAAGCGGGCGUCUUCGAAUCAGUGCGGCCUUCUGGGGAGUAAAGCUGCUCUCUGCUGUCCUGUCAUUCCUGCUUUGAAGAUGGAUCCCUUUGGUGUUUGCUGAUCAGACGUGAACAUUGCUCUUUUGUUUGUUCCCUUAAAUAAAAUAUUCUGUUCAUGAUU
Messenger RNA from Nematolebias whitei (Rio pearlfish), 437 nucleotides. Its product is annotated as cytochrome c oxidase subunit 6C-1. Bases 87 to 317 code for a protein of 76 amino acids. Gene Ontology annotation, biological process: mitochondrial electron transport, cytochrome c to oxygen. The record is from RefSeq and is a predicted model, not a curated record. Lineage: Eukaryota; Metazoa; Chordata; Actinopteri; Cyprinodontiformes; Rivulidae. The transcript has 4 exons.